GAGAGCAGGGACAGCAUUUAUGUCAUCUUUCCAGUCCCAGCCGCGAGCACAGGAUCUACUACUCAGCAGGCGCAGGGCCAGGACACCGGGGCUCAAAUUCCAGCUCUGCCACCUACCGCCUGUAUAAACCUCAGAAAAGGUGCAGUGAUGACCAUAAUGGCAACUGGAGGUCCUGAGACCUUCCAGUGGACCAGGCCACACAAGACUUCUGAGAGUGGUAAGCUGGUGUCUCCCAAGUGGAAGAAUUUCAAAGGUCUCAAGCUACUCUGCCGAGACAAGAUCCGCCUCAACAACGCCAUCUGGAGAGCCUGGUAUAUCCAGUACGUGGAGAGGAGGAAGAGCCCCGUGUGUGGCUUUGUGACCCCCCUGCAGGGGCCUGAGGCUGACGCGCAUCGGAAACCGGAGGCUGUGGUCCUGGAAGGAAAUUACUGGAAGCGGCGCAUCGAGGUGGUGAUGCGCGAGUACCACAAGUGGCGCAUCUACUACAAGAAACGGCUCCGUAAGUCCAGCAGGGAAGGGGACCUCCUGGCCCCAAAGCAGGUGGAAGGGGGAUGGCAGCCACCAGAGCGAUGGUGCGAGCAGCUCUUCUCCAGCGUGGUGCCUGUGCUGCUGGGGGGCCCAGAGGAGGACCCCGGUGGGCGGCAGCUUCUGGACCUCGAUUGCUUUUUGUCCGACAUCUCUGACACGCUCUUCACCAUGACUCAGCCCAGCCCCACACCCCUGCAGCUGCCCCCCGAGGACGCCUACGUUGGCAACGCUGACAUGAUCCAGCCGGAGCUGACACCUCUGCAGCCCAGCCUGGACGACUUUAUGGAGAUCUCAGAUUUCUUCACCAACUACCGCCCCUCUCAGACAGCCACGCCUUCAAACUUCCUGGAGCCCCCCAGCUUCAGUCCCAUGGCGGACUCCCUUUUCAGCAGUGGGAUCCUGGGCUCAGAGGUGCCCCCCGCCUCCUCGGGCAUGACCCACCUCUCAGGGCAUAACCACCAGCAGGCUCGGAGCAGCUGCCCUGGCUCCCUGGACUCCAGUGUCUUCCUGAGCUCUGACUUCCUCCUUUCUGAAGACCCCAAGCCUAAACUCCCUCCCUGUCCCACACCCCCACCCCUCCUCCAAUACCCUGCCCCUGCCAAAGGGCCUGGCCUGGAGCCCUGUCCCCUACCCCUCUUCCCUUCCAUGGCUCCGCCCCCUGCUAUGCUGCAAGAAGAGCCUCUCUUCUCUCCCAGAUUCUCCUUCCCAACAAUCCCCCCUGCGUCAGGAGUGUCCCCUCUGCCUGCUCCCACAACCUUCUCACCUACCCCACAGUCUGGCACAGGCCCUGCCCCCACCCACUUCCCCAUGGACCUUCUAUCCUCGGGGUGUCCAGAACCCCCCUUUGGGCCUCACUUCACAAUGCCCCAAGGUGUGCAGCCCAGAGGCAAGCCCCCUACCCCAUCCCCUAGGGAGCGGAAGCCCAGCCCUCGGACCUUGGCCCCUGCCAUUGCUGGGGGCAACAAUUCCUGCCUCACACAGCUCCUCACAGCAGCCAAGCCUGAGCAAGCCCUGGAGCCACCUCUUGUAUCCAACACCCUCCUGCGGCCCCCAAAAUCCCGGGAGACGGUCCCUGAAUUCCCCUGCACCUUCUUUCCCCCGACUCCGGCCCCCACACCACCCCGGCCAUCUCUGGGCCCGGCCACACUGGCCCCUCCCAGGCCCCUGAUUGUCCCCAAAGUAGAGCGGCUGUCACCCCCAGCACCCAGCGGUGGUGAGAGGCGGCUGUCUGGGGAGCUUAACUCCAUGCCGGGCCCAGGGACUAUGAGUGUCCGAGUCUCUCCGCCUCAGCCCAUUCUAAGCCGGGGUCGUCCAGACAAGACUGAAAACCGACGCAUCACACACAUAUCUGCGGAGCAGAAGCGGCGCUUCAAUAUCAAGUUGGGGUUUGACACCCUGCAUGGGCUGGUGAGCACGCUGAGCACCCAGCCCAGCCUCAAGGUGAGCAAAGCAACGACACUGCAGAAGACGGCCGAGUACAUCACCAUGCUGCAGCAGGAGCGGGCGGCCUUGCAGGAGGAGGCCCAGCAGCUACGGGACCAGAUUGAGGAGCUCAAUGCUGCCAUUAACCUAUGCCAGCAGCAGCUGCCAGCCACUGGGGUGCCCAUCACACACCAGCGUUUCGACCAGAUGCGAGACAUGUUUGAUGACUAUGUCCGGGCCCGCACACUGCACAACUGGAAGUUCUGGGUAUUCAGCAUCCUCAUCCGGCCUCUGUUUGAGUCCUUCAACGGGAUGGUGUCCACGGCAAGCUUGCAGAGCCUCCGUCAGACCUCGUUGGCCUGGCUGGACCAGUACUGCUCCCUGCCUGCUCUCCGGCCAACUGUCCUGAACUCUCUCCGCCAGCUGAGCACAUCUACCAGUAUCCUGACGGACCCAGGCUGUAUACCUGAGCAAGCCACACGGGCAGUCACAGAGGGCAGACCGUUAUAGUGCUGACCAGACCCUGCCAUUCACUCAGCUGCCAUGGGGACUACUUUCCCUGGACGUGGGCUCCAGACACAACUCCUGGGCACUCCCUUCCUGCCCCAGGCCCUGCUUGUCCCCUUUCCUGAGAGUUAAGCAGGACCUUAGCCUCUUCCCACCUCCUGGAAGUCAGAAAACACUGAGUUCCAGUGUCUGCUCUGCCAGUGACUACACUGUGACCUAGGGGACUCAUACUCCAUCUGUGGACCUCCAUUUUCCAGUCUGCAAAAUGGGGGUGAGGAAGCUUCAACCAGAUGAUGAUCCCAAGGCCUGAGCAGCUGUGACAUUUGGGGCCUAAACUGGCAACUCAAGGAACUUAAAGGAGAAAAUGGGAAGAUCCUAUUCCUCUGUCACUCCCACCUGCUCCCCAACAGGUAGAGCACAUGCCUCUGCUUCUGAGCAGAGAAGCAGAAAAGGGGGUUCUCUCUGUUCCUUCACUGGUAACCUGGGGGCGCUGCAGGAUAGCAUCCCUGGGUGGAUGAAGCCUAGAAGUUCUGGUAUCAGAAGAGCACACAGCAGGGCGGGUGGCCAAGCCAAGCCU
Molecule: messenger RNA, 3034 nt
Organism: Myotis brandtii (Brandt's bat)
Lineage: Eukaryota; Metazoa; Chordata; Mammalia; Chiroptera; Vespertilionidae
Gene: MLXIPL
Product: MLX interacting protein-like
Exons: 18
Coding region: 148-2460 (770 amino acids)
Biological process (GO): regulation of transcription by RNA polymerase II
Cellular component (GO): nucleus
Molecular function (GO): DNA-binding transcription factor activity, RNA polymerase II-specific; protein dimerization activity; RNA polymerase II cis-regulatory region sequence-specific DNA binding
Source: RefSeq, a predicted model, not a curated record